AUGGUGUAUCUAAUUUUCCUAUCCAUCAUGCUCAAGCGCAAGGCCUCCACCGAUGUGCAGCCAGGCGAUCAGCAAGUGCGCAAGCGCCAGAAGCAUUCUCCUGACACCAUCGCUCCCACCAAUGUCACCAACUUUAACUCCACAAAAGCUCUCAAGUCACACAAGGACGUACUCAAGUCCAAGCGCGCCGAUCUUGCGAAUCUCCACAUCAUCCAGACCGAUCUCAAGAAGCUACCCAAUGAUCGAGGAUACGUAGGAACGAAGGUCGUCAAGCACAUCAUCGCGAAGAGCGAACGCCAGAUCAAGACCAACGAAUUCAUCGUGACGGACUUAGAAGAGCAUGCCGAUGAUAGCGUCUACCACAAUCUCCCAUCACAUAUCAACCAGGUCGCAAUGCGCACCAUGGAGAGAUACGCCCACCAGAAUCCUCGCCACCGCGUCGAUGAGUUCUAUCAGGAGGUCGCAACCGCUAUAAUGGAUACCGCUUUGCUCAAAGGAGACAUGGAUGUCAUCGCUCGCUUCGACAAGAAGGAGAAGGCCAAGUGCGAUACCGAAAAGGCCAUCGAUCAUCUACUAGGACGCCUUGAAGACACAACAAUCCUGGGGUCGUUUCAGACUCAGGUCUACUCGACCCUCCUCAAGACUAUGAAGGGGAAAUCAGACGGGCCAGCUAUGGAACUGGUGAAGGAGAUCACUAGCAUCAUUGAGAUGGCCUUGAACACCGCGCCCAAAGUCAAGACCCAGCCUCUCGUGGAGAAACCAGAUAUCAUUCAGCUCACGAAUACUGUGCCAUCUUCCGCGUCUACGAGCAUUUCACCCUCGCAUCGAGGGUCCUCGGUCUCGCAGGGUGUUGAGGACUCCUUCACGUCGGUAGAGACCGAGGAUUACCGAGAGGUUUCUCCGAUGGAUGAAGACAUGAAACGUCUAGCUGGAACUACCCGAAGUGGCACGCGUAGAUCUACAACAGUGAAGCCUUCCUCUACUCAGAAGCCUGAUAAGGCCGCUGCAUCGACCCCUCGCACUCAGACAGGUCGCAUCCCCGGACUUAUGUACACCAAGCGACCCCAUCUCAAGACCAGGGCGCCGCAAGCUUCUAAGAAGAACUGA
Didymosphaeria variabile is the source of this 1107-nucleotide messenger RNA. RefSeq lists its product as uncharacterized. Lineage: Eukaryota; Fungi; Ascomycota; Dothideomycetes; Pleosporales; Didymosphaeriaceae. The record is from RefSeq and is a predicted model, not a curated record. The coding region runs from base 1 to 1107 and encodes 368 amino acids. The transcript has 2 exons.